GUGUACCGAGCUGACAGCGGCGGGGCUGACACCAUGCAAACGCCGACAAAAACACGCGGCUGCGGCGCUAUAAAACCACCGACACGGACACAGAACCGCGAAGAUACCUGAGCUGCCUUCACCUGAAACAUGGGCGUCAUCUUAUCAAGCCUUUUCUCCCGGUUCGUCUCUAAAAUACCGGUCAGGAUUUUAAUGGUCGGCCUGGACGCUGCCGGUAAAACGACCCUCCUGUACAGGCUGAAGUUGGCCGAGGUGGUGACCACCAUCCCCACCCUUGGCUUUAACGUGGAGACGGUGGAGUUUAAGAACAUAAAUUUUACCGUCUGGGAUGUGGGUGGUCAGACCAUCAUCAGACCCUUAUGGAGACAUUAUUACACAAACACAGACGGUAUUAUUUUUGUGGUCGACAGCAACGACCCCGAGAGGAUCAAAGAAGCUGCCGAUGAGCUCCACCAGAUGCUGGAGGAAGAGGAGCUGCGGGGCGUGGCCGUCCUGGUGUUCGCUAACAAACAGGAUCUGCCGAGAGCCAUGUCCGUCAGUGAUGUCACCGAGGCCCUGAGGCUAUCGGGGGUGUCCCAGCCGGUAAGUGAGACCCUGUGGCUGGUCCAGGGCUCCUGUGCGGUCAGCGGCACCGGUCUGGCUGAAGGCCUGGACUGGCUGUCCGACCAGAUCCUCAAACUCCGGAGCCUUUGAACGCAUCGCGCUGUCUUCUGUGUCAACAAUCGGAGCAGCUGGAUCCAAACGUUUGAGCUGUGAACCUCACAAACCUGUCAGACUCCACUCUGUGAGCCCCUAUGCAGAUCAGUUUCAGCUAAUUCCAAACAAAAAUGACAAGGAUGUAUUUUCGGAAGAAUUUUGAUGUUUAUUUAUUGCUGAUGUUUUGGUUUUUAAAGGGUUGAAAUCGGACUGAUUGUGGCUUAAGGUAAACCAUAAAUAUUUACAGCUUUAUAGAUCUGAAAAAAUUUGAGGUCAUUUUUUAUGCUGCUGAGUGAUAUUUGAAAUGUACAAAAAGAUGAUGCUAAUAAAUUUAUAAGAGCUAAAACUAU
This is a messenger RNA of Menidia menidia (Atlantic silverside), 1046 nucleotides long. The record is from the annotation of a GenBank genome assembly. Lineage: Eukaryota; Metazoa; Chordata; Actinopteri; Atheriniformes; Atherinopsidae.